AUGAAGCUAUCCUUAUCGCAGAAGCUGGAGGAGGAUUACAAGCUGGAGGCCACUUCUUGUCUGAAGAAAAGGAUAAGCGACUUGGAGUCUCAACUCGCGCGUGCUGAUGCUCACAUUGUCAUCGAUCAGGUUCACGAGCUGGAAGAGAUGGACAAGAGUUUCGCUAUGAACCGUGAAAGAUUGAAAAGCCAGAAGAAGAGGGUCGGAGAGAACGGAUAA
Messenger RNA from Microthlaspi erraticum, 219 nucleotides. Lineage: Eukaryota; Viridiplantae; Streptophyta; Magnoliopsida; Brassicales; Brassicaceae. The record is from the annotation of a GenBank genome assembly.